This is a messenger RNA of Pecten maximus, 1327 nucleotides long. RefSeq names its product sulfotransferase 1A1-like. Gene Ontology annotation, molecular function: sulfotransferase activity. The transcript has 5 exons. Bases 16 to 912 code for a protein of 298 amino acids. Lineage: Eukaryota; Metazoa; Mollusca; Bivalvia; Pectinida; Pectinidae. Gene Ontology annotation, cellular component: cytoplasm. Gene Ontology annotation, biological process: sulfation. The record is from RefSeq and is a predicted model, not a curated record.
AAGGCUCAUUUAAAGAUGGCGGAGCCAGUGGAGUUUCGAAGCGAGGACGGGAGCUUAAUGAAAUUGCUUAAGUAUGAUGACAGGUAUUAUGUGACCCAUUUCGUUGGAAACGUCAAGGAUCAUCUUGCUGCAAUAGAUGCAAUGGAUGUCAGGGAAGAUGACACAUUCAUAAUGGCAUACCCUAAGUCAGGAACCCAUUGGGCAUUUACCCUAGCCUUCAUGCUUCGUACAGGGGAGACAGCCUACCGCGGAUCGCCCACGUUUUUAGACUAUACCGACAUGGAAACGAUUGAUAAGCUCCCGUCUCCAAGAGUCUUCGCGACUCACAUUGCCUUUGAAUUGAUGCCAAAACAGGUCAAAGAGGGGAAGGGCAAAGUCGUUGCAAUAUUUCGUAAUCCAAAAGAUGUCAUAUCGUCACUUUACGCAUUCCUGAAGAAAGUGGAUCAUAAAGAUUUCUUCAGAUGUCACAACACAUGGGAGGGCCUUCUCGAAUUUUACAUAGAAGGCAAGAUUUACUACGGUUCCUGGUUUGAAUACAUGAAAAACUGGGAUAAAGUGAGGAGAGAGCACAAGGGGAAUAAUGUAAUGUACUUCAUCUAUGAAGAUUUGAUACAGGACCUACGUUCCCAAGUGCAAAGGUUGGCGCUGUUCCUCGGGGUGUCUUUUGAAACGGAAUUCCUGGACACUGUGACUAAAAGGUGUACGUUUCGGAACAUGGCUACAGAAGCCACAAAGACGUUUACACCAUCCGAGCAGUGGAAAGAAUUUACCAAAGAUAAAACACUUCCUAUCUACAGGAAAGGUGAAGUCGGGGACUGGAAAAAUAACUUCACAGUUGCUCAAAAUGAACACUUUGAUAGAGUAUAUAACGAAAAAAUGAAAAACUCAAGUUUCGAUUUCCGAUUUGAAUAACAAGUUUCCUGGCAACACAGAACAAGUAUGAUAGCCAAUAUAUAGAAGUAACUGAAAUGGCGGCGAAUAAUGCUCUACAGACAUUCAAUCAAGGAAUAGGGGUUAAUUAGGAGAAUGUAUUGAAUGACAUACAUACUGUGGCUAUCAAAUUACGAGGGAGGACCAGGCUGCUAAGUGAUGUCCACAACAUUAGUGACGAGUCCUAGAAUGACCAAACAGAUGUGUGAUGCCCUUGACACGAGUGACGAGUAAAUCACAGGCGAAACAACUAUAUAAUGCAUUUUAAUUCUUUAUUUGAGAUUUUCCAUCUUCACGUGUAUGCCUUUUGUACAGCUCUCACUUUUAAAGCUGUGCGAUUCUAUAUGUUAUAGCCAUGAUAUCAAGUAAAUAAAAUUGACCAGUUAUGGUAUGUUUU